Orbilia oligospora ATCC 24927 is the source of this 1080-nucleotide messenger RNA. RefSeq lists its product as uncharacterized. The record is from RefSeq and is a predicted model, not a curated record. NCBI's taxonomy places the organism in Eukaryota, Fungi, Ascomycota, Orbiliomycetes, Orbiliales, Orbiliaceae. The transcript is spliced from 2 exons. The coding region runs from base 1 to 1080 and encodes 359 amino acids.
AUGCAUUUACCGACACCGCUUCUUCUCCUCAUAGUCGCGGCGCUCGGGGUCAGGGCGCAGGUCACAACGUCGUUGUCUCAAACUACAAGCGGCUCGCUUUCUGGCGGUCCUACGCCUACGACCACUGGCGCAAAUAGGAUUACAUACGGGCAUCUCCCUUCAUGCGCAUCUGAAUGUGUCGCCUCGGCAGUUCAAUCGGUCCCUUGUGUGCCGUUCGUCGCGUCAUGUUUAUGCGCGCUUCCAACAGGUAGAAUUUCAUAUCGGUUACCAGUUGAAUGCGUUAGGGAGAAUUGCGGACAAAAUGAUAUUGAUGCAGAAGAAAAGUGGCGGGAAACUGUUUGUUUCGGGGUAACCUCGACGAGCAGCCUUGGUUUAGCGAGCUUGGUAACCUCCACUGCGUCAGUACCAGCAGCGGGAGCUACAGCGACAGAACUUUGUGAAAGUGGCUGGAAAGCUUGCCCGAAGGCUUUAAAUGGCGGUUGCUGUCCAAACGACAACAUUUGCAACCUUCUUGAUUGCCAGCCAUCACCAGUGGCACCGUUGGCUAAUGUCACGAAAAUCAGUUCACCGACUGAAGUUCCAGUGGUUGAUAUCACUACCGUUUUCCCACCUUGUUCGCACCAAUGUAUUGCCAAAUAUCUCCCCACCACACCAUGCGGCCUCUCACCUCUAAACUCAACCUGCUUUUGUGAACUCCAUGAUAUUUUCCCAUGCAUUUCCACUUGCGGGGACGAAGAGAUUCAAAAGUUUGUCAACACACAUCUAGAGAUAUGUACACCGUUAUGGUAUUUCAAGCCCUAUGAUCCGAACUUCGAAAGAUGGUGCGAUUUAGUAGAUGGCUCUGGGAAACGAGGAAGACCCGCUGGAUAUGAUGAGAGAAUGGGCAAUCUAGAGUAUAAAUGCCCAAACUGGUGGGAACAAAGGAGCGCUGGGAAAAGGUUCGGUAUUGUACUCGGAAUUUUCAUACUGAGUUUGGUGUUUGUGUACGGAUGUGGUGGAUACUGGAACUAUGUUGGAAGGAAAGUAACUAGGAUCGAUAAGAAGAAGGAAGCAGAGAGACGAAAGAUUAUGGGGCUUUAA